AGCUACGACUUGCCGGUGGCUACAGUGGUAUCCUACAAUAAAUCGUUCAGGAGCUACAUUGAUUCUACAUUUAUCCGUAUUUUAUGCUUAUAAAGUUUGUGUUAGACGACUAAAUUAUUUUAUGCACAAUGCCUAGUUUUAACGUGCAACCGUACAUUAACGCCAGGCGUUGUAGCGGUUUGAUUGGUUUAGCUGUAAGCAUCAACUAAGCUACAAUAAAUCAACUUGCUAAUUUUAAAAUGCUAAACGUCACGAAAAUCGACUGAUGCUAUGUGAAAGCAUGAAACAGCACUAACAUAUCUGUAGCCAUCUUGACGUCCUGCAAUCGUGAAAGUCAUUGUGUCCUGCACAUGAAUUCUCGGCGGUAUAUCGGUGGUUACCAAUGGAGACAGGAGACGCCUAAUCUGAUUUAGCUAGCUAGCUAGCUAGCUAGCUAAUCUUACAUUUAACGCUAACGGCAGAGAUUUCAUCAUGACUACAAUACCAAAAGGGAAACCAUCUAAAAGAGAUGGUGAUGAUGUGCAUAACAACAUAUUUGAUGAGAAAAAACGUCCCGUAAGGGUGAAAGCAACUCGCGGUGGACCACUUAAUCGCUCAUCAGCCACAGAAAAAAUCUUCAGUAUGCUAGAGGAGGAAAUAAAUGUGGAUGAUGAGGACACUGAGGAUUCAGCAGCAGAUCCCAAUGAGAUACUGAAGAACAUAAAUGACAUAGAUGAUAUGGAUGCAGAGCUUUUUGCAUCAAAGAAAAAACCCAGUUCAGCUCCUUCACAAACAAAGUCGUUUCGUAAUGAAGCAUCAAAGAAAGACUUCACUGCAUUAGAAGAUAAUGGAAAACCAGAGGGAGCAGACAAACCCAGCGCAGGAGAGUUGAAGCCAAACUCUGCACCUUCUACGUCUACAGCACGGAACUACAAGAAGUUCACCUUCUAUGACAGUGGUGGUGAUGAUGAAGGAUUUGAUCAGACACCUGACAAUAAAGAUCUUGACAACCCCCAGGCUGACCUGUUUGAUGAACUGCUUCCAGAUGAAACCAAGCCUGAAUCUAAAGCUGGCAUGCAGCAGACCAAACCCGAAAAAUCUGUGCAAUCUUUGUCAGCAUCUCCUAUUCUAAAAACUAAAGCAGCAAAGAAACGAGGUGAACUUAUAUUUGAUGAUGAUAAAGAUGACCUGAUGGGCGCGCUCGGAUUUGACAGUGAUAAAAACAAUCCCAAGAAAAAAGAGUCUCUGCUUUGGUCCAACAGGGAAAGGAGCGAGGCCCCUCAGAAAGCUCGUACUAGAGUAGAAGAGAUUCUGGAGGGUCUGACUUCACCUCAUCUUCUGGAGAGACGACCCACAGGUGAGAGGAAGGACCGACCUCUGCCUCAAGAGAAGCAGCAGCAGCAGCAGGAGAAGCCCUCCGGUAUGAAAGAAGCACUUUUAGAAGAUGACCUCACAUUUGGAUCCUAUCAGCCCACUUUUGGAUCUGCACCUGAAGGACGCCAAUCCCGCAGACAGUCUGUCAGAUUUUCCACAGAGGAUGUCAGUGCCUCUACUCCAGAGAAGAAAUCAAAACCCACCACCCCUACUUCCACUCGACAUCAAAACUCAUACGACUGGCUAGGCCUCAAGGCAGUUGAUGACAAUACCUUUUUAGAGGAUGAUACCAAAGAGACCAAGACAUCAGCAGCAUCUCCAAAGGCUCCCUCCUCUCCUUUAAUUGAGAGAAAAUCCUCCCUGACUGAUAGUCAUGCCCCAGCAGCUGCAAAAAUGGCAGCAGGCACCCAAGCCCCAAAUGUUAUUAAUAUCACCAGACAAGCCAAGUCAGAGGUUUCCAAAAGCCAGAAGAAAGAAGAUGAGAAGGAGGAGGAGGAGGAGGACGACUGGUUAGCGGGAGCGCUCAGC
Molecule: messenger RNA, 1881 nt
Organism: Monopterus albus (swamp eel)
Lineage: Eukaryota; Metazoa; Chordata; Actinopteri; Synbranchiformes; Synbranchidae
Product: fas-binding factor 1 homolog
Exons: 14
Biological process (GO): establishment of epithelial cell polarity; cilium assembly
Cellular component (GO): ciliary transition fiber; centriole; ciliary basal body
Source: RefSeq, a predicted model, not a curated record